UUCUCGAUCAUUUUCAUUUUCGACUUUCUCGAUUUCUAGUCAAUUGUUUGGGCCAAAAUUCGGGUAAAGACCUAUAAUUUUACAUUGUUUGAUCUUCUGUUUUUGAAGGAACCAAAAUCAUCAAUUGAUCAUCAUCAUCACCACACCAUCAGCAUGUCUUUCAUUUGAGAUAAAAAUCUUUUUCUAUCAAUAAUCUUUCAUUUUGGUUUUGUGUGUUGAAAUUGUCAAUGGUUUUCAAUAGACACAAAUGGGUAACAUAAAUACUGUUGGUCCAAAUGAGGCUCUUAUUAUCUCAGGGGGUUGUUGUAGUUCCGCAAGGAAAAUUAUGGUGGUCGGUGGUUGGGCCUGGUCUUGGUGUUUGUUAACUGAUGUUCAAAGAUUAUCACUUGAGGUGAUGACCUUAACACCUAAAUGUGAAAAUGUUGAGACCCUUCAAGGAGUUCCGUUAACUGUUACCGGUGUUGCUCAGUGUAAGGUAAUGAAAGAGAAAGAAUUUCUUACCAUAGCAGCCGAACAAUUUCUUGGAAAAGAUGUCAAUCAUAUCAAAUCAGUUAUACUUCAAACAUUGGAGGGUCACUUGAGAGCUAUAUUAGGUACUUUAAAUGUAGAAGAUAUUUAUAGAGAUCGUGACACAUUCGCUGGUCUGGUGAGAGAAGUUGCAUCUCCUGAUGUGGGUCGAAUGGGAAUUGAGAUUCUUAGUUUUACAAUCAAAGAUGUUUGCGAUCAUGUUGAAUAUCUCGCUUCUUUGGGUCGAGCGCGUAUUGCUGCUGUUAAAAGAGAUGCCAGUGUUGGUGUAGCUCAAGCUGAAAGAGAUGCGGGAAUAAGGGAAGCUGAAUGUAAAAAAGCAGCUUUAGAUGUUAAAUAUUCAGCUGAUACCAAGAUCGAAGAUUCUAAUAGACAAUUUCAAUUGCAAAAAGCUCAAUUUGAUCAAGAGGUGAACACCAAAAAGGCCGAAGCGCAACUUGCCUAUGAACUCCAAGCAGCCAAAAUGCAACAACAGAUCAGAAAGGAAGAGAUGGAAAUCGUUUUAACCGAAAAAAAGAAAUUAAUUGCCAUUGGAGAGAAAGAAGUUCUUCGAAAAGACAAAGAACUUCAAUCAACAGUUAAAUUACCAGCAGAUUUUGAAGCAAUCAAAUUAGACUUACUUGCCAAUGCAUUUAAAACUGAAACAUUGGAAGCGGCUCGUGGAGAUGCUGAGAAAAUUAAGCUGAUAGGUGAAGCUGAGGCUUCCGCUAUCGAAGCGAUCGGUAAAGCUGAGGCCGAAAGGAUGAGGAUGAAAGCGGCAGCCUACAAACAAUAUAGUGAAGCUGCGAUACUUUCACUUACUCUUGAAGCUCUUCCCAAGGUUGCUGCCGAAGUCGCUGCUCCUUUGGCUAAAACCGAUGAGAUCGUCUUACUGGGUGGGAAUAAUGCAAUAACUGGAUCGGUUUCUCAACUCGUCAGUGAAAUACCAUCGACAGUUCAAGCACUCACCGGACUAGAUGUGAAAAAAUCCUAUUCUUUAUUUCAGAAAUUUUUUAGUUCAUAACCAAUCAACUGAAGCCAAAUAUCGCCGAUGCAAACCAAAUUAAGCCAUAAUUUUUAUUUAAUUACUGAGAAAUUUUAUAAAUCAAUUUAUUACUUGCAUAAAUUUAAAUGGAUUGCAUAAUAAUAAUAGACGAAGACGCUUUUGGAUAUUAAUCGUGAUUAACGGGAAAUAAUUCACAAGCCGAAUAUUGAUCAUCAAUGAUUCCAACCAUUUUUGUAGUGACCAAUUUUCCAAUUUUUUUCUACACCAAAGAUCAACAAUCUAAUCUUGUAAAACUGAUUUUAAAUGAUUAACUAUUCCAUCUUACUGACUUAACAAUCACAUUUUUCAAUCAGAUUGUAUUUUAAUCUUAAUUUCAAAAACAAACUGAUCAAAAAACCCCUAAUUAAUUUACAAUCAAAGUAUUUAAAUAUAAAGAAACAAAAACAAUUACUAUAACAA
Molecule: messenger RNA, 1969 nt
Organism: Panonychus citri (citrus red mite)
Lineage: Eukaryota; Metazoa; Arthropoda; Arachnida; Trombidiformes; Tetranychidae
Gene: Flo2
Product: flotillin-2-like
Exons: 7
Coding region: 248-1528 (426 amino acids)
Biological process (GO): regulation of myoblast differentiation; protein localization to plasma membrane
Cellular component (GO): plasma membrane
Source: RefSeq, a predicted model, not a curated record